This is a messenger RNA of Aaosphaeria arxii CBS 175.79, 546 nucleotides long. RefSeq lists its product as uncharacterized. Lineage: Eukaryota; Fungi; Ascomycota; Dothideomycetes; Pleosporales. The transcript has a single exon. Bases 1 to 342 code for a protein of 113 amino acids. The record is from RefSeq and is a predicted model, not a curated record.
AUGCUCAAGCACAUUCACAAGAUAGCUUUCAUCGUCCAUGAUACGCAAACUUAUCCACCUACCAAACCAGCUCUGGAAUUCGUCAUUACAUCAACCAAUGACUUGCGCCAGCUUACGCGUGCAAAAAAGCGCCACCACCGCCAGGCAGCGCCCAGCGCCUGUCAUUUCCUCCCGAACGGGCACAAACUGACAGAGGAACUACUGACUCUCUCCAGCCUCAUUAUUGCUGACAUUGUCGCACCAGAAAAGAAGAAAUUGUUAUUGAUUAUUGCGACGGUCAUUAUGGACAAAGUUUAUCCAGUCGGACGCAAAGUCUGCGUCAUCUAUUUCAUGCCACUAUGAGGUAUUAUCGUAUAACACCUGUUCUGAACACAAGUCUGCUCCAAAACCGCAAAGACAACAAAUAAAUGAAGAUUCCCACAAUGGUGACGCCAUUCAUUUUUCAUCCAUUCUCUUUUUGUAUUCUUUCUUGCUAGAUACUAAUCAUCGCAUCGCGACCCCAUCCCGCACACAAUCCAACGUCGUUCCCGAUCCCACGUCCCCAUC